AUGAAAAACAUUGUUCUUAUUAUUUUGUAUAUACUUAUUUGUUAUGGAAAACUUAUUCAAGUUAAUUUAGAAAAAGGGAAUGAAACAUUAGAUAGUUAUAUUGCUUAUAUUGGAUAUAAUGAAAUAUCAGAACAAAGACAUAACUUACCAGUUUAUUGGAAUAGAAGAAACCCUACAGAACUUCAUUGGGACUCAACUCUUUCUACAAUUCAAAAUCGUACUGCAACAUUAAGAAUUAAAACAGUUCCAAAAAGACCACAAAUUGUUGAUAUGAGAGAAACUAUUUGGUUAUUACAUGAUCAAGAGUUAUAUCUUUAUAGUCUUGUUUCUGAAACACCAACAAUUUAUCUUAACUCUACUUAUAGUGGUCAAUUUGAUGAAUAUGCACCUUUAGUAUUUCAACACUUUGAAAAAGAUAAUAUUCAAACAGAUACAUUAAUUACUUGUCUAAAUGGUAAAUUAGUUGGUAUUAAAGUAGAAACAUUAACUCCUAAAAUUACUACUGAAUAUGAUUGUGGAGAAUAUAUUAGUGCUGGAAGUCAAAUGGUUGUUGUAAAAAAAGGUCAAAGUAUUAAAUUAUAUCAAUUUGAUGCUUCACAAGAUGAAUAUUAUAUUUGGGGAACAAUUAAUUAUUAUAAAGAUAUAUUAAUUAAUGGUAUUGAUACAUCAGAAACAUUUCAAUAUGACGCUGUAAGGAUAAAUAGAUAUAAUAUAUUAUAUUGUAUUUUAUCUGAUAAAAACAAAAUUGUUUCAUUUGAUCCAAAUUCUAAAUAUUCAAAAGAAGAAAUUCUUUCAAAUGUUCCAUUUUAUUCAGAUAAUGUUACUGAAUAUAUUCAACCAUUAAGUCAACAACCAUUUGAUAAUAUUGGAUCUUAUGGACAAAUAAUUGUUGUUGGAACACCAGGAUAUUCAAUAAAUAAUAAAAUACAUUGUGGAGGAGCAUAUGUAUUUUUUGAUAAUUAUUUUGAUUAUGGAUAUGAACCAAGAUUUGUUGAAGUAAUGAAAAUUUCUGGAAAUUAUGAAUAUCAAUAUUUUGGAUAUUCAGUUUGUUCAUCAAAAAAUUCAAUUUGGUUGGGUGGAUUAAAUAAUAUUCCAAUUAAUUUUAAUUAUCCAACAAUUAGUAUUUCAAUGAAAAAUUAUAAUAAAGAAUAUUGUUCAGAGUCUAAUUGUCAAUGUAGAUCAAAUAUGUCAUUUAUUAAUGGAAAAUGUAAUUCAGAAGAAACAAAGAAUAAUAAUAAUAAAAUAACAAUAAUAUUAAUAGUAAUAUUACUAGUAUUAAUAAUAUUUAUUAUUUUUAUUCUUAUUAUUGUUAUACUAGUUAUCGUUAUACCAAAAAGAAAAAAAUCAACAAAAUUUAGAAUAAAAAAUUUUAAUCAUGACUUUACUUCAUUUGAAAAUUUUCCAAUAUCAUUUAGUGAUACUCAUCUUGAUUUUGGCUUUUCUGAUAAACCAGCUCCAGUGAGAGAAGAAAUUAUUCAACAAAUAACUAUAGCUAAUAAAACAAAAAAGAAACAAUAUUUUGUUUUUAAUCCAAAUGAAAUUCAAUCAUAUAAAUACAACAUUAGUUUUGAACCAAAAUGUAUUAAAUUACAACCUGGAUUUGGUCAAUCAGUUAUUAUUAAAUUUGAACUUUUAUGUACAACUAAAGUUAAUGAUAUUAUUGAUGUUGUUUCAUGUGAAGGAGAUGAAAUAAUUAUUGGUAAAGAACUUCAUGCUGCUUUAACUAUUGAAUGUGAAAGUUGUAACAGUAUUCAAUUAGAUUAUCAAGAAUUUGAAAAAGAAAGAGUUAUUGGAGAAGGUUCAUUUGGAAUAGUUUAUGUUGGAAAAUAUAGAGGAACUCAAGUAGCAAUUAAAGAAACAAAAAACUUUUCUUGGCCUCAAGAUAUUAUUGAAGCAUUUCAAAAAGAAGUUUUGAUGAUGGAUAAAAUGAGAUGUCCUUAUAUUAUUAAUUUUGUAGGAGCUGUAGAUACUCUUGAUCAUUAUUCUAUAAUAACAGAAUAUGCACAAUUUGGUAGUUUAAAAGAUGUUUAUCAAAAGAAUGAAUUUAGUGAUUUAUUAGCAUAUAAAAUGUUAAAUGAUGUUGCUAAAGGAAUGACAUUCCUACACUCUAGUUCAAUAAUUCAUAGAGACUUAAAACCAGAUAAUAUUUUAGUAAUAUCAAUGAGUAAAGAUGAAACAGUUAAUGCAAAAUUAUCUGAUUUUGGAACAACAAGAAAUGUAUCAUCUUCUUCAGCAUCAGAUUCAAUGACUAAAGGAAUAGGAACUCCAUUGUAUAUGGCACCUGAAAUUUUAUUAAAUAAACCUUACUCAUUCCCUAUUGAUGUUUAUGCAUUUGCAAUAGUGUCUUAUGAAGUUUUUUUAAGAAAAAUACCAUAUGGAAAUGGUUGUUUUGUUCAUUCAUGGGAUGUUUCUGAUUUUGUAAGUCAAGGACAUAGACUUGAUUUUCCAAAAUCAUUCUCUCCUGGAAUUUGUGAAUUAAUUAAAAAAUGUUGGGCACAUGAUCCAAAACAACGACCAGUAUUUUCUGAAAUUGAUAGAAUUACAAGUAAAUUAUUUAAAGAAUCAUAUAAAUCAUAUGAAGAAGAAAAAGCACUUAGAAAAACUAAUUCAUCAAUACAAAUAAAACCACAAACUCAACAAUGUAAUGAAUCAACAUCUCAAUUAGGAGUUGAAAUAGAAAUGAAUAAUGAAUAA
Entamoeba histolytica HM-1:IMSS is the source of this 2694-nucleotide messenger RNA. RefSeq names its product tyrosine kinase, putative. Gene Ontology annotation, molecular function: protein kinase activity; ATP binding. The transcript has a single exon. Bases 1 to 2694 code for a protein of 897 amino acids. Lineage: Eukaryota; Evosea; Mastigamoebida; Endamoebidae. Gene Ontology annotation, biological process: protein phosphorylation. The record is from RefSeq and is a predicted model, not a curated record.